UUGAAAAAAAGUAUAAUUAUAAAUAAAUAUUAUUAAAAAAUAUAUAAUUCAAUAUCAUUAAAAUGAAAACACUUCGUCAGCCAUCAACAACUAAAAAUUUAAGCAAUUUGAAUAGAAAAUGUGGAGACAUAACAUACUGCAUACAAGUGGGAAAAAGAGUUUAUGCUCUAAACUGUUUAUAUUGUCCCCAGAUUUGUUUACAGUGGGACAUAUUUAUUAAUCAUAUGGAGGAAGAACAUAAUGAAGACCUUAAUUUUGCAUUGCAACAUCAAAGCCUUGAAACGGAGCCACAAAUAGACAACGUACAGGAUGAAAUUUCUGAGGAUUUACAACGAAAUAAAACCACACCUACUACAUUUAAUAAGCUCGAAGAACCGAACCGUUUUCCAUUUAAUGAUCCCUUAGAAGGUGAUAAUUCAACAAAUGCAAUGUCUUUGGAAAGUUCAAUCAAGAUAGAAAAAAUAGAUUGCACACCAAUUCAGACAAUGAUUGAUGAUGAUGAUUUUCAAUAUGAUAAAAGUGAAGAUGAUAAGAAUGACGAAGAGACAUCUGAAGAAGGUUAUGAUUGGAGUGAACUAAAUGAUGACAUUUCAUUACAAUCCUCAUCAUCUUGCAAUAAUGACAAUAACGAUGAUCACAAGAAUUUUGUGUUUAAUAAAAUCAAACUUACUGAAAUAAUAAUUAAAUAUUACAAAAAUUAUCCCGUAUUAUGGCAAACAAAUCGAAAUGAACAUACAAAUGUUAUAAAACAACAGGAAGCCUACAAAAAAAUAACAAAAGUGAUCAAUAAAGAAAUGAAUUUAAACUUCAAAUGCAUUCAAAUUAAAGGAAAGAUUAAUAAGUUAAGAAGCAAGUUUCGUAAAGAGCAUGAACUUCUUACAGCAUUUACUGAAGAAAUUGAUACAAAUAGUAAUGAAAGUGAUAUGGAAUGUAAUGAGUUUUAUACUACACCAAAUGGACCAAGAACUGUAUCAUGGCUAUAUGAAAAGAUGAGUUUUCUUAAAGACCACAUAAAUAAUGGAAAAAAACGAAGUAAAAGAGGUACCAAAGCAUUGAUGAAUGACAAAAAUUAUUUACCACUUGCAAAAUUUUCUUUUGAAGAAAAUCAACAAUUUGUGGAGCUUUACAAAAGUUAUCCCUGUCUAUGGGAUGUAAAUCAUAUAGGAUUUCGAUUUAAAAAUCUGAGGCAAGAAAGUUUACAAGAACUAUUAGAAGCUGUUAAUAAUGAAAUGAAUUUAAAAAUAUCUCUAAAGGAGCUGCAGAAAAAACUAUAUAUUAUACGUUACGCAAUUACACAAGAAAAGCACCGAAAGAUCGAAAGUGAAAAAAUUAAAGCUGUAUUUACGCCGCAAUGUAAAUUGUACAAUGAACUAUUAUUUCUAAAAGACUCUGUGGGACCUUUUAAAUGUGAAUAUUGUGAUCAAAUUUUUAAUGGACCAGACCAAUAUAAAGUACACAAGUCCUCUCAUGAUGGAUCAAUGCCAUACACUUGUCCCCAGUGUAAAAAAGGUUUCAUGAAGGUGGGCAAUUGCACUGUACAUUUGAGAAGACACACUAAAGAUUAUCAAUUCGAGUGUCAAGAAUGUGGAAAAAAGUUUCCCACAUCGACGGAUUUAAAUGUUCACUCACGUCAUCAUACCGGCGAAAAACCGUACUUUUGUGAUAUUUGUGGACAAUCGUUUCGUACAUGGACUUAUUUUGAUUCCCAUCGAAGGCGUCACGAAAAGAAUCCAAAUCAUAAAUGUUCGCUUUGUUCGAAGGGCUUCUAUGAACAUAAUAAACUAAAACAACACAUGAAGUCCCACAUGAAUGUACGUGAUAAAGUUUGCGAUGAUUGUGGAAAAUCAUUUACCUGUACAAAGUAUUUAAAUCAACAUAAAUUAACUCAUGCGGAAAAGAAAAAAUAUUCUUGCAAAAUUUGUGGUAAAAUGUUUGCACAACGUGGAGCUUUAAGUAAUCACACUAAAUCACAUGGGAUAAUUACAAAAUUAUAAAAAUGUUUAGUGCAACAUAUUUAAUUUAUAUAUAGUUGACUAACAGACCCGGUGUGCUUCGCC
This is a messenger RNA of Calliphora vicina (urban bluebottle blowfly), 2057 nucleotides long. RefSeq names its product zinc finger protein 502-like. The coding region runs from base 63 to 1994 and encodes 643 amino acids. Lineage: Eukaryota; Metazoa; Arthropoda; Insecta; Diptera; Calliphoridae. The transcript has 4 exons. The record is from RefSeq and is a predicted model, not a curated record.